Vitrella brassicaformis is the source of this 3578-nucleotide messenger RNA. The record is from the annotation of a GenBank genome assembly. NCBI's taxonomy places the organism in Eukaryota, Vitrellaceae.
GUCCCUCUUGCCCUGGUGCUGCACACGCCCCUCAGGCAGCAUUGCAUCGCUCCCCAUUGCAAUGGUGGAUUCCUUCAUUCGCUUCACAGGCAGCCUUCGGUCGUCAACCAACACCCAGUGACUGUCCCCCCCUCGAGCUUCCCAAGUACGGCAUUCGCUCAUUCCAGCGAUGUACCAAGUCCGCAGUGAUCCAUCCGAUCCCUCCAAGCCCUCCCUCCCCUCCCUCUCCUCUCACCACAGGACCGCUGCAGUGCGAGGCGGCCAACCUGCAUCCCGCUAUCCCGUGCUUGCCGAGUCAACACGGCAGCAGCAGCAGGCCACCGACAAGGCCAGCAGCAACCUCCCCGUCCCCCGCCUCCCCCUCUCCCGUCUGCCCCCUGCGCAGGGAACAUCCGACGGCCCCGCCCCUCCCAUUCACGCUGCUCUCCAUGGCGCCAACCUCGUCAACGCGUCACAAGUGGCCGACACCAGCCAGACAGCGAGGCACGGCCGGGCAAAAGCACCGGACGGCAGGAGUCCCAGAGUGCUGAAUGCCACCCAGGCUCAGGCGGGAAGCGUGUCUGCCCGUCCGUCGUCGAAGGGCGUCACAGCCCAAGGCCAGACUGGCGUAGCUGUCGCAUCCAGUGGCGAGACGGGAGGCGGUCCCGCGAGGACGUCUUCCCUCGCGUCCACCACCACUGCGGGGGCUGGCACGGGAAGCGCCAGAGCUUCGCCCACACAUGACAAACAGGUGAGACAGACGACGGAUGGACACUCAUUGGAGAGAGAAGGAAGGAGGCGUUGUCCCUGAUGCUUGCUUGGGUCGUGCUGGGUGUGCAGGGCGGGCUGUUGGCAAAUGAGAAGCUGCCGUUGACCCCUGGGAAGGUGCUGAAGAACUACAUUCAGUUCCUCAGUGAAUACGAGCAGGGAGAAAUACUCGACUACCCACAGGCAAACAGACAGAAGAGAAAGCGCCGCAAUCGAUGCAGGCACAUUGCCCAUCUCGGGGGGUCGGUCUGUCAGAUAUGGUAUUUUGGGGCGGGGGCCAAUAAGGUGAGGGGAACGGCCUCGUCAUCCGGCAACCACGGGUGGGUCAUGGCCACAAACACACACACGCACACAGACACGUGAAUCGGUGCGGUGCAGAGGCUCCUUCCUUCUCCUUCCUUUGUGUGUAGGUAUGAUGACGAGCGGGGCGAUUACCAGACGGUGCCCCACGACCACAUCCUCUACAGAUAUGAUGUAAGGAAGGAAGGCUGACAGACACAGACUGACCACCCACUUAAGCGGCCUUCUGAAUGUCCGUCUGUUGAGCAGAUUCUGAGUCCGCUGGGCAAGGGAUCGUUCGGGCAGGUGGUCAAGGCCUAUGACCACCGCACGCACCAGCACGUCGCCCUCAAGAUCAUCAGGAACAAGAAACGAUUCCACCACCAGGCAAACGAGACGUGAUACACACGGACCGAUCGGCUCUCAUGUCCGUGUCUCCCUCCCUCCCUCCCUCCCUGUCUGUCUGUCUGUCUGCCUUUCGUCUCACAGGCCUUGGUGGAGGUGAAGAUAUUGGAGCAUUUGCGCGACCGAGACGACGGCACGGCCAACAUAGUGCAGAUGCUCGACUACUUCUACUUCAGAAACCACCUGGUAUGUCUGUACGCAGGAAAGGAUCGAGCGCUCACGUGUCAAAGGAGGUGUGUGGUGUGUGGUGUGGUGUGCAGUGCAUCACCUUUGAGCUGCUGAGUCUCAAUCUCUAUGACUUUCUCAAGAACAACAACUUCCAGGCACGACCACACGAGACGCCAUCUUCCAGCAAGCCGAGCGGGUCUCUUCUCUCUAUUUGUGUGUGUGUCAGGGUUUUUCGCUUUCGCUGAUUCGUCGGUUUGCCAUCCAGCUGCUGCAGUCACUGCGAUACCUCAGGAAACAUGUGAGCCCAUCCCAUCAACACACACACGCGCGGCUCUUCCUGCCAUCACGACGUCUCUGUGUGGCUGCAGCGCGUGAUUCACUGCGACCUGAAGCCCGAGAACAUCCUGCUCAAACAGCCAAACAAAUCGGGCAUCAAGGCAAGCGCACAGGGCACACACAGACACGCAGAUACAGCCGGGCAACCUGUGCGUCCCUUGUCAGGUGAUAGACUUCGGCAGCAGCUGUUUUGAGGACGAGAGGGUCUACACAUACAUCCAGUCGCGAUUCUACAGAUCGCCAGAGGUCACCACCAAGGACCCACAAUGGCCGAACAGACAAAGGAAGGAUGGCUGGUGCUUUUCGUCCUCUGUGUGUGUGUGUGUGUGUGGCUGCAGGUGAUAUUGGGUUUGCCGUAUGACAUGGCGAUCGACAUCUGGUCGUUCGGAUGCAUACUCGCAGAACUCUACACCGGUCCGUCUGUUCGCCCUCCGUCGACAGAUGCAAGUUGAACCAACCUAUCCAGCAACGACGUACCUGUCUGCUGUGGUAGGUUAUCCGUUGUUUCCUGGCGAGAAUGAAGUCGAGCAGCUCGCGUGCAUCAUGGAAGUCAGCCACCCACACACACACAUCCUGGCCAUCCAUGUCUCCACCCAUUGAUCGAUGUGUAUCAGAUCCUGGGGACCCCUCCCUCCUACCUAUUGGAAAAUGCCACGAGGCGAAAAAUGUUCUUCGACUCAAGGUUUGUCGCGUGCCCGCGGAAGAGCCCUCAUGAGUGGCAGGAGUCGGCUUGGCUCGUGUCGUGCGUUUUGUUCAGUGGUGCUCCCCGUCUGAUGCCGAACAGUCGCGGCAAGAAGCGGCGGCCGGCCACCAAGGACUUCGCCAUGGUCAUCCGCAGCUCUGAUCCCGCCUUCGUCGACUUUCUCAGUGUAAUGAAUGACGGCUGGACACGUCGGGUGAAUGUGGCUCACUCACUCUAUCUGUGUGCAGGUGUGUCUCAAGUGGGAUCCCGCUGAGCGUCUGCUGCCGGAGGAUGCGCUGCACCACCCAUGGAUACUCGAGGGAUACCACCCACAGAAAAACAUCACACAAACGGUAAGACCAUACAGAGAGAGGGAGGGAGGGAGGGAGGGAGGGAAGGAGGGAGAGACACCCUCCACGAGUCACCCAUCUUUGUCAGGACCACGGCGCCACGAGCAGUGCCUACAGCCACCAUCCAGGUUCGUCAGCCAAGCGCAGGCGAGACAAGUCACACAAGCCUGCUGCCGCCGCUGCUGCCGUGGCUGCUGGUGACGGGCCGUCCUCCCAGUUCCUCCCGCCCAUCGAUGACACCGGCAGCACAGCAGGAGUUGCCAUGGGCACACAGGCGAGAGAAAGGACGACGAAUGUGUCAUGUCUCGUUGUCUCGUUUGUUUGUGUGCAUGGGUGUGUUUGUGUGGUUGGGUGUGCAGAUGAGCGUCAAGGUGCGUGGGCGAGACAAGGGCGCGAUGGCGGCCGGUUCGCAUUUGCUGCCGACGCAUAUCGGCGAGGACAAGCUGCAGCACCAACAUGGAUAAGGCGGCAGUCGGGGGAUGGAUGGAUGGAGACAGAGGGAGAGGGGUCUACAGAGGCUUCAUGGCGUGCAUGUUAAUGUGCGUGUUUCGACGACGUUUGCUGCGGUUGUGUUUGGUGUGUGUGUGGUGACUGAUCCCUUGACUUCGCUG